Molecule: messenger RNA, 4617 nt
Organism: Diorhabda carinulata
Lineage: Eukaryota; Metazoa; Arthropoda; Insecta; Coleoptera; Chrysomelidae
Gene: mle
Product: dosage compensation regulator
Exons: 11
Coding region: 1244-4489 (1081 amino acids)
Biological process (GO): regulation of mRNA processing; positive regulation of transcription by RNA polymerase II
Cellular component (GO): ribonucleoprotein complex; intracellular anatomical structure; nucleolus
Molecular function (GO): ATP binding; 3'-5' DNA helicase activity; double-stranded RNA binding
Source: RefSeq, a predicted model, not a curated record
CGAGGAUCUAGAUGUCAAUGCACAAAUUCAUGGAAAUUGGACUGUAGAAAAUGCUAAAUCGAAAUUACAUCAGUUCAUGCAGACAAAUAAGAUUCAUGCUGACUACAAAUAUACCCAAAUUGGACCUGAUCAUGCUAGGUUUUCAAUAAUACAAGAUGGCCAUUUUGCAAAGUGUUUGAUUUUCUUAACGCCAAUGACAAACCUGGGGCAUGCCUCUUGAUAAUGCAUCGAAAAAAAUUUACCACAAUACUAAGCUGUAGAAAAAAAGUGGGAUCAUAACACCAUACAAGAAAUGAAUAGAAAUGCCAUUAAAUGGUAUAUGGAUGGAUCUAAAGCAGAAGACAGAAGUGGAAUAAGAGUAUAAGGCCCUAGAACCAAUAUGUGAGUGAAAUACCAAGCAUUUUUCAAGCAGAAAUCUAUGCAAUUGAAAAAUUUGUCAAAUUAAAUCUAAAUCUAUCUCAAACAGGAGAUUAUUAUCUUGUCCUAUAGCCAAGCAGCCAUUUCUUGGACAAGUUAAAUUAGUUAGUCAAGAAAAAUAAAGUCACCUUACAAUGGAUUCCGGGACCUAUAGUGGCUGAGACAGACUCUUUUGAGAAACUAUAACCAGAGUAGAAUAUUAACAGGUGUCCUAUCGGGAUACUGUCACCUCAAUAAGCAGAUAAUGCAGCAUAAAUACUCCAAAGCAAUACACCGACGACGUUUCUAGUCAUCGGUUUUAUUUUGGACAAGCCUUUUAAUGAUACUGCUGGAGAAAUCUUCAGAUCAGACAUUUGUCAAGAUCCUGUCGCAAUAAUAAAGGGGGGCAAAAUAGAUCCUUUAGGUUUUAGUGAAUAUGACACCCCGAUGUCCACUAUACAUACAUAAAGAUCCUGUUGUGAGAGCAAAAUUCAGAGUUACUUGAUUUAUGGUUGCAGGAUCUAUGAAAAUGAUACUGGAAUCAAUAGUGAUUGACACGAAGAUGUCAAUGAUUUUGUUUUAAGAAUGGGUUAGUGAUUUAGUACAAAUGAAUGAGUUGAACAAAGUCAUAGGCUUUCUGUAACUUUAGUCAUUCCUACUAAGAAGUAGUAGAUUAUUCUACUUUCUUCCUUGGCAAUAUGUUCUGAAGGACCUAUGAGAAGACAUUAAAUGAAUUCACGUUGUGUACCUUGAUUUCUGUUGAUGAUGAUGAUUUUUAUGGCAGGGCACAUCGAUUAACGAAUCGCCACGGGAAUUAUAAUUUCUCGCAUCAAUCGAAUUAUCUCAAAUGCUUUUGGUUUGUUUUCAUAUAGGUCCUGCAAACAACUUUUUCACAUGGAUUAAGAUAACGUUUGUAGCAGAAUUGAGUUUCUAUGUGAAACAACUUGGUAGAUCAAUUCACGGUCGAGAUUCGGGAUCUAAUAAACAGACUGCAAGUAAAAGUUGCGCUCUAUCUGUUGUUCGGCAGCUUUUCCAUUUAGGAGUUAUCGAAGCUUUUUCAGGUACAUUGAAGAAAGAGAAAAAAUCAGCCACGGAAAUGCCUCCGUUCCAAGUGAGAAUAUCUCCUCAUUUGAAAAAACAAAUACAAGAUUGUCUAAACGAGUUGAAUGUUACCCCUACUCCGUUAAAACCAAUUGUAAAAGAUGAAAACGGAGAAGUUCAACCAAUUUCUUUAUUAAGUAGUCACGUGUUAGAUGAUUUCCAACCUGCUAAACCGACAGAAGCGGGAGUUGUCACUUGGUCACCUCCUCAACCCAAUUGGAAUUGUUGGACGGGUUGUAAUGUAGAUGAGGGUUAUUUGGCUACUGCAACACUAGAAGAUUUGAGCGAACAAAUGCUGAAAGAAUGGAGAUCUCGUUUGGAAAAUGAUUCUUCUUUAAUAAAAAGUAUACAGGAUAGACAACAACUACCAGUAUAUGCUAUGAAAAGUGUAAUUAUGGAAGCUAUUAAUGAACAUCCGGUUAUUAUUAUAAGAGGAAAUACAGGUUGUGGUAAAACCACACAAGUCUGUCAGUUCAUUUUAGAAGAUUAUGUUAUGUCCGGUCAAGGAGCUUGGGCGAAUAUUUGUGUGACACAACCAAGACGUAUAUCAGCAGUUUCUGUAUCUGAGAGAGUAGCAAAUGAAAGAUGCGAAGAUUUAGGACUGUCUAUCGGUUAUUCGGUGCGUUUUGAAUCAUCUUUACCCAAACCAUAUGGUUCUGUGAUGUUCUGUACUGUUGGGGUUUUAUUGAAGAAACUCGAGAAUGGGCUUCGGGGAGUUAGCCACGUGAUUGUCGACGAGAUUCAUGAAAGGGAUGUUAACAGCGAUUUUAUAAUGGUCGUAUUGAGAGAUAUGAUCCACACUUAUCCGGAUUUGAGGGUUAUUUUGAUGUCUGCUACCAUUGAUACAACUUUAUUCUCCAAAUAUUUCAACAAUUGUCCAGUUAUUGAGGUACCGGGAAGAGCAUAUCCCGUAAAACAGUAUUUCUUGGAAGACGCUAUCGAACUAACAAAGUUUGUACCACCAACUGAUACUAAAAAAAGGAAAAACAAAUCUAAAGAUGAUGAGGACGACGAAGGUACCGGGAUCGAAGAUCCAGACGAAAAUUUAAACAAGGUGGUUACUGGGAAUUAUUCAGAAUUAACCAAAAACGUGAUGAGUAGAUUGAAUGAAAAAGAAGUUAGUUUCGAGCUUCUCGAAGCUCUUCUCGAUUAUAUAAAGAGUCAAAACAUUCCUGGAGCGGUUUUAGUAUUUCUUCCUGGUUGGAACUUGAUAUUCGCGAUGAUGAAACAUCUUCAAAAUCAUCCUGUUUACGGAGGACCUCAAUAUUGUAUUUUACCGUUGCAUUCGCAGAUACCGAGAGAAGAUCAAAGAAGAGUUUUCAAUCCCGUUCCUGAUCACGUGACCAAAGUAAUUUUAUCUACAAAUAUUGCCGAAACCUCGAUAACCAUUGACGAUGUAGUUUUUGUUAUUGAUAGUUGCAAAGCUAAAAUGAAGAUGUUUACGUCUCAUAACAACAUGACCAGUUAUGCUACGGUUUGGGCUUCCAGAACCAAUUUAGAACAAAGAAAAGGACGUGCCGGUAGAGUCAGACCAGGUAUUUGUUUCCAUUUAUGCUCUAAAGCGAGAUACGAUAAAUUAGAAGAGCACAUGACGCCAGAAAUGUUUAGAACGCCUUUACACGAAUUGGCAUUGAGCAUAAAACUGUUACGUUUAGGUUCUAUCGGUCAUUUCUUGAGUAAAGCCAUAGAACCUCCUCCUUUGGACGCAGUUAUCGAAGCCGAAGUACUUUUGAAAGAGAUGAAAUGUUUAGAUAGGAACGAUGAAUUAACACCCUUGGGUAGGAUAAUAGCCAAAUUGCCAAUUGAACCGAGAUUAGGAAAAAUGAUGGUUUUGGGAUGUAUAUUUAUGUGUGGUGGACCUCUCGCCACUAUGGCCGCUAAUUCGUCUACAUUUCCGGAAAUAUUCACUUUGGAUAUAGGUCACAGAAGAUUGAGUUUCCAUCAAAAGGCUUUGGCCGGUGACAGACAUUCCGAUCAUGUUGCCAUGUUGACAGCUUUCGAGAUGUGGGAUCACGCAAGACAAGGUGGAGAAGAAGCAGAGCUGAGGUUUUGUGAUUUCAAGGGAAUCAGUAUGCCGACAAUGAGAGUGACAUGGGAAGCCAAACAUCAGUUGCAACAAAUUUUAAAUAACGUAGGUUUCCCCGAAGAAACUUUAGCUCCAUUACCUAUGGAGACUGUUGGUCCAGAUCCGAGACUUGAUGUAGUUAUGUCUUUGAUGUGCUACGGAUUAUACCCGAACGUUUGUUAUCACAAAGAAAAAAGAAAGGUGUUGACAACGGAAAGUAAAGCAGCACUUAUUCACAAGACUUCGGUAAAUUGCAGUAAUCAAGAUCAAGGUUUUCCUUAUCCAUUUUUCGUAUUUGGAGAAAAGAUCCGAACCAGAGCCGUUUCUUGUAAGCAGAUGAGUAUGGUUACGCCGCUUCACCUUUUGUUAUUCGGAUCGAGGAAAGUCGAUUGGGUCGAUAACGUUGUAAGAUUGGAUAAUUGGAUAAAUUUGGAUAUGGAUCCAGAAGUUGCUUCUAUGAUUCUUGCUUUGAGACCAGCUUUAGAAAGUUUAGUGAUUAGAGCAUCUCAAGAACCCGAAUCCAUUUUGGAAAUGGGAGAAAUGGAUUGUAAGGUGGUGUCAACGAUUAAAGAAUUGUGUAAAUUACAUGCUGGCAGUUUUGAAAUAGAAAGAUCUCAAUCUAAUCUUUUAGCAUCUAACAGACCUAAUAGAGGACAUACAAUUGGAAAUUACAGUGGACCUCCUCCGAAAUUCUUCCGGGGUGGUUCUGGCAGUCGAGGAGGAAUGGGAGGUGGUUACAAUAAUGGAGGCGGCGGGUAUAGAGGUGGAAGAGGUUACGGCGGCGGUAGUUAUGGAGGAUACAGAGGAGGUGGUGGAUAUGGGGGAAGAGGUGGUUUUGGAGUUAGAGGAGGAGGUGGUUUUGGUGGUAGAGGAGGAGGUGGUUUUGGAGGUAGAGGUGGCGGUUAUGGAAGUAGAGGAGGAUACUAAAUAUUUAGUUUAUUUAUUCGGUUUCAAAAUAUUUAUUGCAUUUGUAUUAGGACUUCUUAGAAGUUAAAAAGUUCUUUUGACUAGAAUAUAUAUGUAUUUACUUAAAAUUGACUAUAAUAAAAGAAAAA